AUGUCCAAAAGGCCAUCAGUACCGGUUGUUGGUUUGGUUGUUGACUUGUUUUGUUCUUCAAUGAUUGAUGUUGCUAAGGAACUUAGGAUUCCUUCUUAUGUUUACAUCUCUUCUAGUGCAGGCUUUCUUGGUCUCAUGCUUCAUCUUCCAAGAAGGAAGGAUCAGGUUGGGAUUGAGUUCAAGGAAACUGACCCUGACUUGAUUGUUCCCUGUUUUUUCAACCCUGUGCCUGCCAGGGUUAUGCCAUCAGUGUUGUUGAACAAGGAUGGUGGGUACAUCUGCUUUGAAAACCAUGCGAGAAGAUUUAAAGAUACUAAAGGUUUUAUCGUCAAUACAUUUACUGAGCUUGAAGCCCAUGCAGUCAGCUCUUUUUUGGGUGGAGAUGCACCCCCAGUAUAUACAGUGGGGCCACUACUAAAUGUCAAUGGACAGAGUUUGAUGGAAUCAAAUCUGGAUGAUCAACAUGGCAAGAUCAUGAAAUGGCUUGAUGAUCAACCAGAAAAAUCAGUUGCGUUCUUGUGCUUUGGAAGUUUAGGGCGUUUUAGUGGGGCUCAAGUGAAAGAAAUUGCACUUGGGCUGGAACAAAGUGGACAUAGAUUCUUAUGUUCCGUUCGCAAGCCACCACCGGAAGGACAAUUUGCAAUGCCUAGUGAUUACAUGAACUUUGAAGAGGUUUUGCCAGACGGGUUCUUGGAAAGAACAAAAAAUAUUGGCAUGGUAUGUGGAUGGGCUCCCCAAAUACAAGUCCUAGCCCACAGAGCUGUGGGAGGAUUUGUUUCACACUGUGGAUGGAACUCGAUUUUGGAAAGCUUAUGGUAUGAUGUACCUGUUGUGACAUGGCCAAUGUAUGCCGAGCAACAACUUAAUGCAUUUCAAACGGUGAAUGAUUUGGGACUAGCCAUAGAAAUGACAUUAGAUUAUAGGAUGGGUUCUAAUGAACUUGUUGUGGCUGAUAAGAUAGCCAAGUCUGUAAAAUCAUUGAUGGAGGAAGGGAGCACCGUGAGAGACAGGGUUAAAGCAGUGAGUGAAGCUAGCAGGAAAGCUGUGGUGGCGGGUGGAUCUUCAUUUGCUGCAUUUGGAGACUUGAUUGAAAUCAUGCUAUCUUGA
Messenger RNA from Populus euphratica (Euphrates poplar), 1107 nucleotides. Its product is annotated as anthocyanidin 3-O-glucosyltransferase 2-like. The transcript has a single exon. The coding region runs from base 1 to 1107 and encodes 368 amino acids. Gene Ontology annotation, molecular function: UDP-glucosyltransferase activity. The record is from RefSeq and is a predicted model, not a curated record. NCBI's taxonomy places the organism in Eukaryota, Viridiplantae, Streptophyta, Magnoliopsida, Malpighiales, Salicaceae.